CUGGCUUCGCUGUGUGCAUCAUUUAAAUAUUGCUAAUAGUGCGCAAUAAGAGACUGCUCUCGCUUUGGAAUAUUACGAGAGUAAAUCUGAGACACAUCACCACAUGCAGUCUAUCUUGGAAAUUGACUGGAGGACUUUUCUUUUUCCGGCUACACAUCGUGGAUGGACCCCACACCGUGGGCACGAAGACGUUACUGGUAUAGGCUGUAAAUAUCGCGCUUGAACGUUAUCCACCGUAUCAACAGCCACAAGAUGCUACAUCAGAUGAAUCCCGAUUUCCUCGACGCCAAGUCCGAAAGCUCAGGAAAGCCAUGCCUGGAGUCGUGCAUCGUGCUACCGAGAAUAUCACGGAAGGCAGAUGGCAACGAUUACAUUAUGAUCCCUCAUCGAAACGGAUGCCCUGCCUACGAGGAGGCGUACAAUAAAUCGCUGGAAUCCCCGGAAGAGUUUUGGAGUGAGAUCGGCCGGUAUCUCGACUGGAGCAAGCCUUGGCAUAAGGUGCUGGAUAAUUCUAAUGAGCCAUUCACAAAGUGGUUUGUCGGUGGAGAAUUGAACGCUUGUUACAAUGCAGUAGAUCGCCACGUAUACGCCGGCUACGGAAAGAAGACAGCUCUCAUACAUGAUAGCCCGCAAACAUCGUCAAUUCGCAAAGUAACGUACAACGAGCUCUUCGAGAAGACGUCCUUGUUGGCGGGCGCGUUAGCGGAAUUGGGAGUGCGCAAGGGGGACAGGGUGAUCAUAUAUAUGCCGCUGAUCCCCGAGACGAUAAUCGCGAUUUUAGCCACUGUUAGAUUAGGGGCAAUCCACUCGGUGGUUUUUGGAGGUUUCGCAGCGAAGGAAUUGGCGUCUAGGAUAGACCAUGCCGAGCCAAAGGUUAUUAUCGCCGCAAGUUGCGGUUUGGAACCGUCUAAAGUGAUUAAAUACACUUCUAUGCUGAACGGUGCCUUGGAUAUGAUCACUGCAACGAAGCCAAAGUGUAUUAUAUUUCAAAGAAGAAAUGUUUGGGAAUCACCGUUGUUGGAGUCGCAAUUCGAUUGGGACGAACUCAUGAAAAGGUCAAAACCUCAUCCAUGCGUAAUGGUCGAGGCUAACGAUCCAUUGUAUAUACUAUAUACAUCGGGAACCACAGGAAACCCAAAGGGGAUCAUCAGGCCGAUCGGCGGACACUUGGCGACGCUUUGCUGGACCAUGAAUACAGUUUACGGAAUGAAUAAAAAUUCCGUAUGGUGGGUAGCGUCCGACAUGGGAUGGGUCGUCGGGCAUUCGUACAUUUGUUAUGGUCCCCUUCUGUACGGCGCAACGAGCGUAAUGUACGAAGGAAAACCCGACAGGACACCGGACGCAGGUCAAUAUUUCAGAAUCAUCGAGCAGCACAACGUAAACGCGUUAUUCUGCGUGCCGACUGCGCUGCGAGUUAUAAAACGAGCGGAUCCGGAAAUUCUAGUGGGGAGAAAAUAUUCGUUAAAAUCCUUAAAAACGAUAUUCGUCGCCGGCGAGUUUUGCGACUACGAGACGAAGGCUUGGGCCGAGAAAACCUUUAAAGUGCCGAUUUUAAACAAUUGGUGGCAGUCGGAAACUGGACAUCCCAUUACGGCGCUGUGCCUGGGAUACGGUCAUCAUCCCAAUUUGCCAAAAUUCAGCACCGGACUUCCUAUACCCGGAUAUAACAUCCAUAUCUUGCGAGAAGAUGGAAGCAUAGCGCCGCAACGCGAACUCGGGCAAAUCGCGAUAAAGUUACCGUUGCCGCCUGGGUGUAUGUCAACCUUAUACCGGUCACCCGAGAGAUUCAAGGAAGUUUACUUCACGAGGUUUCCGGGUUACUACGACACUAUGGACGCGGGUUACAUCGACGAGUUGGGCCAUGUUUACGUGACGGCUAGAGACGACGACAUUAUAAAUGUAGCCGGUCAUAGAAUAUCCACAGCCGCGUUGGAAGAUAUUAUUCUAGCACAUGCUGACGUGGUGGAUGCCGCAGUGGUCGGCGUGCCGGAUCACACGAAGGGAGAAGUGCCGCUCUGCCUUUACGUCAAACGUCACGAUGCGACGAGCAAAGAAGAACAGAUAAAUCAGGAACUGGUGGCGCAGGUGAGACACAUGAUGGGGCCAAUCGCGUCUUUUCGAGUCGCCGCUGCGAUCACCAUGUUACCCAGAACGCGUUCCGGCAAGAUAAUCCGCAAAUCUAUCGCUUUGUUGGCACGGUCGAAACAAGUCAAGAUUCCAAGCACGAUCGAAGAUCCAACAGUAUUUCGCGAAAUUAAGGAGGUACUCCAGAAACUUGGGUAUGCGAAGCUGGCCCCGGAUCCACAAUGACACUUGGUGAAACUUGUACAGGCUCUUAAAGAUAUAUUCACGAGAAAUAUAUCCCUAGGAAUAGAGCGACGCAGUUUUCACGGAAUAACACGCAUCUGAGCUGUAAGCCUGCUCUCAUUCGGUUGUCCGGCAUGAAACCGAUAUCGAUAAUUUAUAUACUGAUUAAGAGAAUGGUUUUCAAGUGACAAAGGAGCGUUUUCUUUCAAACGCGAGACGCACUUGUCUCGCGAGAAACUUCAAUGUCUGACUUUGCUUCUUCGCAUACGUGCUUAUACUUCAUUCUAUCUUCCAACAUUUUAACGGCCACUAUAACGAAAAGCUAAAAACACGUAUAGCACAUCGACACACCCGGCUUCGACGUAUAGAUAAUGAAAAUAUAUUAUUAUUUACAUAUAGAAAUAUACAAAAAUACAAGCGAAUGUAUCACCACUUAUUCGUGCAUAUUUAUAAUCUCAUGUGCUAUACUUCAUUUAUGUUCAACUGGCUCGAAUAAUAAAUCUGAAUGUACGGAAUCCGUCAUAUUGUGAAAAUGUUGACGGUGUACAUCCGCAAUUCUAUUAAAAAUUAUUAGGGCACAUAUUUUUUUUUUGCAAAUUUGUUUUUAAUGACAAUAUAAU
Molecule: messenger RNA, 2927 nt
Organism: Dinoponera quadriceps
Lineage: Eukaryota; Metazoa; Arthropoda; Insecta; Hymenoptera; Formicidae
Product: acyl-CoA synthetase short-chain family member 3, mitochondrial
Exons: 14
Coding region: 253-2310 (685 amino acids)
Source: RefSeq, a predicted model, not a curated record